CAGUGCAUUGCUCCGCGCCCUUGUAAAGAUACGGUUAAAUUGUUAUACGUACCUCAUUCAGAUUGGGAUAUUUACAAACCAGUGAAUAAAAUAAUAAGAUACAUUCAAGAAAAGAUCAUAUAUAUCUUUUUAAACAUUACUUCACUGUUUGUUGAAGAAAUUUUGUUAUUUCUUAUUAUUGAAUAGAUAACAAUAAUGAAACGAUUAGAAUUUCACACUGCGGAUUAUAUUGUUAUGGCCAUCUUUGUUGCUAUAUCCUCUGCGAUCGGAAUUUACUACGGGUUUUACAAGAAGCAGAGGACCACGGAAGAAUACAUUCUUGGCAAUCGGCAGAUACAUUUUGUUCCAGUUGCACUGUCGUUGGCAGUAACUUUUCAGUCCGCAGUUUCCAUAAUUGGAUCUCCAAGUGAAAUUUAUUUGUAUAACACUAUGGUGGCGUACACGUUCCUUGGGCUAUCUAUUGCAUAUCUUAUACAGGCAUUUUUCAUCGUGCCUUUGGUGCAUCCUCUGAGGUUGACUAGCGCAUACGAGUAUUUACAGAGGCGUUUCCAGUCAAGAGCAGUGCAACUUCUUGGCAUGACAAUGGGCAUGCUGCAAACGCUUCUAUAUGUGAGCAUCGUCCUGUACUCCCCAGCACUUGCGCUAGAAGCAGUUGCUGGAAUUCCAGUAUGGUUAUCUAUUGUAAUAAUAGGACUAAUAGGAACAGUUUACACAGCUAUUGGGGGAAUGAGAACCGUAAUCUGGACAGAUACAUUCCAAUUUGUUUUGAUAUAUGGUGGCCUGGCUGUGAUCCUUAUACUGAGUGUAAAAGAAAUAGGAAGCUUAUCAAAAGUUUUCAGUUUGUCUUCGGAAGGUGGUCGGAUUAAAUUUGAUGAAAUAAACCCGGAUCCUCGUGUACGUCAUACAGUGUGGGGAUGUGUUAUCGGUGCUGCGUUUAGUAUGCUGCCAAAUUGUUGUAGCCAGUCGUCAAUACAGAGGAUUUCUUCCAUAGAAAAAGCUAAGGAUGCAAAAUAUGCCACUCUCCUGAAUAUACCACUGGCGAUAACCUUCCAUUCCAUCCUUAUCUUGACUGGGCUGGUGCUUUAUGCAUACUUCGUUAUAAAAGCAUGUGAUCCUUUGGCUGGGGAUCAGGUGUCAAAUCCGAAUCAGUUGAUGAUAUAUUUCGUAUUGAAUGUGUUAAGCGAUGUACCAGGACUUGCUGGGAUAUUUCUUGCCGCAGUUUUUAGCGGAGCUUUAAGUACCUUGUCUUCGGGUAUAAACUCAAUGGCUACAAACGCUCUUCAGGAUAUCCUAUCUGGAUACUUACAGGAGGCUCAACAGAUUAAAAAGACAUUCAUUUUAAAACUAUUAGUUCUAGUAUAUGGCAUUGUUACUGUUGUAUUAGCGUAUCUAUCACAGUAUUUGACAGGCCCGGUGACACAGAUGUGCAAUACAGCUUUUGGUGCAGCCGGUGGUCCAAUUGUUGGUAUAUUUUUCCUUGGUGCUGUUUUUCCACAGGCUAACAAAAAGGGUGCUUUCAUAGGGGGAAUGUGUGGAAUCGCAAUCAACAUGUGGAUUGCUCUUGGCUCCUUUUUGUAUGGAAAUAAAGCUCCACUGUCAACCCCAGUCGCUACAUCCGGGUGCUACCAGAAUGAAACGGACUUACUUGAGAUGAAUGUAACACUGCCAACUGGAAGUUCAACAUUUGAUAUAUCUUUUGAUCGUCAUGGAAAUAAUACUACAACCAUGGAAUUCCUCGAUUACCAUCACAGUACGGAUAACCACCACCUUGCCAUCUAUGAUUUAUCCUAUGUUUGGCUUGGAUUUAUAGGAUUUCUGAUCGCAAUAAUCAUCGGCUUGGUUGUCAGUUUUAUUACAGGUAAAGAUAAAGAUUUUCCCACGGAUCCAAUGUACAUCAUACCUUUACUACGACAUGUGUGGGCAUUUGAUGAUUCAACUUUACACGGACAGCCAAAAAGUGAAUACUGUUUCGUUCCAACUGAUGAGGAAAUGGAAGUGAUUGAUCCUAAGAAGAAAAACAUUGUAGAACCAAUCAAUUGAAUUACAUAGGAGAAAUGUGUGUGAAAUACCAUAAGUGAGAUUUUUAGAAAAAUAAACAAUACGCAUACCUUCGUCAAAGAGCGAAACUUUUUGUCAUUCAAACGUUUAUAAAUAUAAUACACUCUUUAUAGAUAUACAUUUGAUAUUCACUAAUGGCUGCAGAAGAAGUUUAAGUCGGAAACAAUGAUUUAUUGCAGUUAAAAGAAACCAUCCACGAGGCCAAGUCGAUUUAGAAUGUAGUUCUAUAGCAUAUAAUGACUUUUGGGGAUCUUUUAACGCCGUUUGGAUAUAUCAUCUUCCAUAAUUCUAAAUGAACAUUUAUCAAAUUUCCCACACAUUGAGAAAAAAAUGUUGUGUGAGAAUAUUUAAAUUUAAAGGAAAUUGAAAAGACCGAAUACAUAGUUUCUUAAAAUUUGUUUUAAAAUAAACAUCUUUAAAUGAAAUGAAAGUGAUUGAUCUAAAGACGAAAAACGUAUUAGAACCAGUUAAUUGAAUUUCAUAGAAAACAUGUGUGUAAAAUACCAUAACUGAGAUUUUUAGAGAAAAAGAAUAACUUAAGGUAGAACGCGACAUUUUGCGAACUUUCGAGUAGCGUCCUGAAAUUUUGCAUGUAUAAGGUUGACCAUAUUUCAAACGUUUAUAAAUAUUUUGAAAUAAACAAUGAUAUACUGUU
This is a messenger RNA of Mercenaria mercenaria, 2713 nucleotides long. RefSeq names its product sodium-coupled monocarboxylate transporter 1-like. The record is from RefSeq and is a predicted model, not a curated record. The transcript has 15 exons. Lineage: Eukaryota; Metazoa; Mollusca; Bivalvia; Venerida; Veneridae. Gene Ontology annotation, biological process: transmembrane transport; sodium ion transport. Gene Ontology annotation, molecular function: symporter activity. Gene Ontology annotation, cellular component: membrane. Bases 196 to 2040 code for a protein of 614 amino acids.